This is a messenger RNA of Lactuca sativa (garden lettuce), 1689 nucleotides long. Its product is annotated as laccase-15. Gene Ontology annotation, biological process: lignin catabolic process. NCBI's taxonomy places the organism in Eukaryota, Viridiplantae, Streptophyta, Magnoliopsida, Asterales, Asteraceae. The record is from RefSeq and is a predicted model, not a curated record. Gene Ontology annotation, molecular function: copper ion binding; hydroquinone:oxygen oxidoreductase activity. Gene Ontology annotation, cellular component: apoplast.
AUGCCUUUAUGUAUCAAAAUCUUGUUGUUCUUCUUCAUAUCAUUAGCAAGAUUCACUAAUUCAGAAGCAUGGGGUCGACAUCAUGUGUUUUUCGUGAAGGAGGCAUCGUAUACACGACUUUGUGAAACGAAAACCAUUUUAACAGUAAAUGAACAAUUUCCAGGACCAACGUUGUAUGUUCAUGAAGGAGAUACAAUUUAUGUCAAGGUCCAUAACAAUGGAAGAUACAACAUCACCAUUCAUUGGCAUGGUGUAAAGCAACCACGGAAUCCAUGGAGUGAUGGUCCUGAAUAUAUCACACAGUGUCCGAUUCAACCAGGUGAUUCGUUUAACUACAAGAUCAUAUUCUCAUCGGAGAUUGGGACACUAUGGUGGCAUGCUCAUAGCGACUGGUCUAGAGCCACCGUCCAUGGUGCUAUCAUCGUGUACCCCAAACAUGGCACCACCUAUCCCUUCCCCGAGCCUUAUCAGGAAGUGCCCAUAAUUUUUGGCGAGUGGUGGAAAGAAGAUAUUAUGGAAGUGCUCGAGGAAUUUGUCGCAUCAGGUGGUGCCCCAAGAGACUCUGAUGCUUAUACCAUCAAUGGUCAACCUGGUGAUCUUUAUCCAUGUUCGAACCAAGAUAUCUUCAAGUUAAAUGUGAAAUACGGGAAAAGAUAUCUUUUACGUAUGGUGAAUGCUGCAAUGAACGAAAUCCUCUUUUUCGCCAUUGCUAAUCAUUCACUAACAAUUGUGGGAGCCGAUGGUGGCUACACCAAGCCAGUGACAAAAGAAUAUGCAGUAAUCGCCCCCGGCCAAACACUUGAUUGUUUGUUAGAAGCAACCAAGGCGGCCGGUGGCAGUUACUACAUGGCUGCCAGAGCAUAUUCAACCGCGUUUGGCAUUCCAUUUGAUAACACCACCACCACCGCAAUCCUUGAAUAUGAUAAUGGAACUAAUUUACCAACAACCACUCCCUUCCCUUCUCUACCUUUUUACAACGACUCCAGUGCUGCUUUUGACUUUCUUAUUGGUCUCAAGAGCCCGGGCCCACUUUUAUUCCCGUUAAACAAGUACGAUAUGCAAAUAUAUUCCACCGUUUCUGUAAACGCAGUCCCAUGUCAGAACAAUUCAUGUGCGGGCCCAAAUGAUACACGACUGGCAGCUAGUAUGAACAACAUAAGUUUUGUAUCUCGGUUUAUUGAUAUACUUGAAGCAUAUUAUUAUAACAUCAACGGUGUGUUUGGGACACGGUUUCCUAGUGUUCCUCCAUUGUUUUUCAACUUUACUAGUACUAACUUACCAUCGAUUUUACUAACACCUAAGAGGGCUACGGAAGUGAGGGUGAUCGAGUAUAAUUCAAUCAUAGAAGUGGUUUUUCAAGGAACAAACUUGGUAGCGGGUAUUGAUCAUCCUAUGCAUUUGCAUGGAUUCGAUUUUUACAUCCUUGGAUGGGGAUUUGGCAACUUUGAUAAAAAUAAUGACCCGUUGAAGUAUAACCUCGUUGACCCACCUCAUCGAAACACAGUCAUUGUUCCAAUAAAUGGAUGGGUUGCGAUUAGGUUCAAAGCUCAUAACCCUGGAGUAUGGUUUAUGCAUUGUCAUCUUGAGCGUCACCUUACAUGGGGGAUGGAAACAGUAUUCAUCGUUAAGAAUGGCAAAGAGGCUCAAGAACGCAUCCUACCACCACCCCUACACAUGCCACGAUGCUAA